AUGGAUCUAAGUGAAUCGGGAAAGAAAAGGAAGCUUGAAAUUCAAGAGCUUGAGGAGAUUUGCAAUGAAGCAUAUGAGAAUGUAGUUCUUUACAAAGAAAGAACAAAAGCAUACCAUGACAACAUGAUUUCACGCAAGGUAUUUGAAAAGGGUCAAAAGGUAUUACUCUACCAUUCUCGUUUUAAAUUGAUUCCUGGUAAAUUAAGGUCCCGUUGGGUGGGACCAUUUGUUGUUACUAAUGUUUUUGAACAUGGUGCAAUAGAAAUCACAAGUGAGAAAACCGGGAAGAUCUUUAAAGCAAAUGGUCAUCGUUUGAAGCCUUACUAUGAAGGAUUUCAAGUAAAAAAACGAAGAAGUGGAGGAAGUAACGGAUCCAAAGUACCAAGAUUGGAAAAUAGUUGGGGUCGAUUUUGUGAGUUCGAGAGGCGAUUUUGGGGAGCAUUUUAA
Molecule: messenger RNA, 447 nt
Organism: Lactuca sativa (garden lettuce)
Lineage: Eukaryota; Viridiplantae; Streptophyta; Magnoliopsida; Asterales; Asteraceae
Source: RefSeq, a predicted model, not a curated record